Messenger RNA from Perkinsus marinus ATCC 50983, 348 nucleotides. RefSeq lists its product as hypothetical. The record is from RefSeq and is a predicted model, not a curated record. The transcript has 3 exons. NCBI's taxonomy places the organism in Eukaryota, Perkinsozoa, Perkinsida, Perkinsidae. Bases 1 to 348 code for a protein of 115 amino acids.
AUGGCCAAACAGACGAGGAACAAGGGUUUAGGAGGCGCCAAGUCGAGAGGGCAAGGGAAGGCGUUCAAUCCUGGCAAUGCCAGUACUAAUCCCGACAGGAAAACCGCGAGUAACUCUCCGGGCUUUAUGCGCUCCAAGAAUACGAUCAAGCGACUCAACAUGUACAGUCAGAAGCUGAAGAAGGCUGAUUUGAACAAACGUAAAAUCCAGCCAACUGGGCCGGCUCGGAUCGCCCCUGAUCGUCGAUGGUUCGGCAACACACGCGUUUUGAGUCAGCAAAAGUUGCAGAAGUUCAGAGAGGAAAUCGGCCAGAGCGUGAAUGACCCUUUCCAGGUAUUCCUUGCGUGA